CUACACACACCUCCCAGACGCGUUGCACAGGACACACGCCGGUGUCGGAGCGGAGCGCAGGCUGUACGGAGCCGCUACCAGAGAGAGACACACACAGGGGGGAAGAGUAGCGGUGCCGCAGGAGGUGGCAUGACAUGAGCGGUGUUUUUGGGCAGCAAGAGCGCAACACUUUUUUCUUAUUUCUUAUUCUGUGACUUUAAAAAGCUGCUUCUGGCACUCGGACUGAGGCUUCCAGGGCUUUGAGAGCCGUUACUGUGGACUUUGGCUCGCUGCAGCCGAGCCCCUUCAGGAGAACCGACCCUCGUGUGCGCAAAAUACGCGGGGACGCAGAGAGGGAGAUACGGAGACUGGGAGCCUCUCAGUCGGAACUUGGCGCACCCUGGAGCCGCUGUCCAGACCCUCCGGAGCGCAGAAAUCGCCCGAAGCCUCCCAGCUGCGGAGCGCACGCAGUAUUGAUCAAGGAGUUUGUUUGUUCACUCAUUUUUUUUUUUUUUUGGAUGAGGUUUAGUGACUCCGCUAAAUGGACAGACUUAAAAGGCAAAGGGCUGCGCAAAUUAAAAACACCUCUGAAUUUCUCCAGUGACAUGUAGUUGGCACACUGUUUUCUCCACCAAUGGUUUAAUAAACGCAGAGGGAUUAUUUAGUUUUGACUGGUGCUGAAGCGGUGUGGAUUUUCUUUUUUUGUUGGAGGAACAGCAUAAUCUAUAUUCUACGAGUUGGAAACAUUAGAAACUUAAAAGCUCUCCACGAGUUUUCUGCGUCAUCCAAGAUGGAUUUUGUGUCAUCCUUGAUUGGAUUUUUAAUGGCAAUGUGUCAUCUGGCAUCGAGAGUCAGAGGAGAAGAUGCAGCAGAGUGCGGAGGCGUCUUCGAUGCCAGCGAGGCCGGUUACAUCACCUCCCCGGGUUAUCCUCUGGAGUACCCGCCUCACCAGAACUGCCACUGGAUCAUCACGGCGCCGGAGCCCUCGCAGCGCAUCGUCCUCAACUUCAACCCGCACUUUGAGAUUGAGAGGCUGGACUGCAAGUAUGACUUCAUCGAGAUCCGUGAUGGGACUUCGGAAACCGCAGAUGUUCUGGGUCGACACUGCAGCAACAUCGCCCCAGCACCCAUCAUCUCGUCUGGACCCUCCCUACAGAUCAGAUUCGUCUCAGACUACGCCCACCAAGGGGCGGGCUUCUCGCUGCGCUACGAGAUCUUCAAAACAGGGUCAGAGUUCUGCUUCCGCAAUUUCACCAGCUCCUCCGGCAUGAUCGAGUCCCCGGGGUUCCCGGAUAAGUACCCGCAUAACCUGGAGUGCUCCUAUAUGAUCAUCGCCCCGCCCCACAUGGACAUCACCCUCACGUUCCUCACCUUUGACCUGGAGAACGAUCCCCUGCUGGUGGGAGAGGGCGACUGCAAGUACGACUGGCUGGACGUGUGGGAUGGCCUGCCCCAAGUGGCUCCUCUGAUCGGCCGGUACUGCGGGACAAAGAUCCCGCCAGAGAUCCAGUCGUCCUCCGGCCUGCUUUCCCUCUCCUUCCACACCGACAUGGCGGUGGCCAAAGAUGGCUUCUCCGCCCGAUACAACAUGACGCACAAAGAAGUCAGCGACUCGUUCCACUGCAGCAUGGCACUUGGCAUGGAGUCGGGGAAGAUUAGCGACGAUCAGAUCUCCGCUUCCACAACCUUCUACGACAACCGCUGGUUGCCGCGCCAGGCCCGCCUCAACAACGAUGACAACGCCUGGACGCCUUCAGAGGACAGCAACAAGGAGUAUAUACAGGUUGACCUCCACUUCCUGAAGGUUUUGACGGGCAUCGCCACACAGGGCGCCGUUUCCAAGGAGACACAGAAGUCCUAUUACGUCACCACCUUCAAACUGGAGGUCAGCACCAACGGGGAGGACUGGAUGGUCUACCGGCAUGGCAAGAACCACAAGAUUUUCCACGCCAACACAGACCCAGCCGAGGUAGUUCUGAACCGGGUCCCGCAGCCAGUUUUGGCCCGGUUUGUUCGUAUCCGACCACAGACCUGGAGGAACGGCAUCGCCCUUCGCUUCGAGCUCUACGGAUGCCAGAUUACAGAUGCUCCAUGCUCAGACCUGCAGGGCCUGCUGUCCGGCCUGCUCCCCGACACCCAGAUCUCAGCCUCCUCCAGCAGGGACAUGGUGUGGAGUCCCGGGACGGCCCGUCUGGUGGCCAGCCGCUCCGGCUGGUUCCCCGCGCCUGCGCAGCCCCUGGCUGGAGAGGAGUGGCUUCAGGUGGACCUUGGCGUGCCUAAAACGGUGCGCGGAGUGAUCACCCAGGGAGCACGGGGAGGGGACGCAGGAAGUGGGGCAACCACAGACAACCGGGCAUUUGUCAGGAAGUACAAAGUGGCACACAGCCUGAAUGCCAAAGAGUGGAACUUCAUCAUGGACAGCAAGACUAGCCUGCCCAAGAUUUUUGAGGGGAACACACACUACGACACCCCAGAGCUGCGUCAUUUUGAGGAGACAGUGGCCCAGUUCAUCAGGCUAUAUCCGGAGAGAUGGUCUCCAGCAGGGAUCGGCAUGCGAGUGGAGAUACUGGGCUGUGACCUUCCAGAAACCACCACGCCGGCCGACACCGCCACGCCAACUCUGCCCGCUGACAUCGAAACCACCACAGUCCCUGUCACGAUUACAGUAGCCACCUCUCCUCCAUCAGACAGCGUGUGCGACUUUGACCACGGCCUGUGUGGGUGGACACACGACCCCAACGCCCCUCUCCUCUGGUCCCUGCACAGCAACGAGCACACCAGCUACCUGUACAUGGACGCCAGCCUAAAGACGGAGCAGCAGCGAGCCCGCCUCGUGAGCCCCGUGGUGGCGGCCGACACCGGACCUCUCUGCCUCCUCUUCUCCUACCAGCUGUCUGGGGACGCCCAGGGCCACCUGAAGGUCCUGCUGCGGGAUGCCCACAACGCGGAGAACGUCCUGUGGACUCUGAAAGACGACCAGGGUUCUGUCUGGAAGGAGGGUCGCACCAUCCUGCCUCGCUCCCCUAAAGACUUCCAGGUUGUGAUGGAGGGUUUCUUCGUGCACAACACCAGAGGACACAUCUGGAUAGACAACAUCCACAUGAGCUCCAGCAUCCCCCUGAAAGAGUGUACACAACCCUUCACGGCUUUUCCACCUGAGAAUCCAGUUAAGAGACCAAACGAAUUUGGAGAUGGGCGACUUUCCAGUGGCAGAGACCCACUAGGUGGAGAUUUACAAUUCCCUGAGUGGAACACAGCAUCCCCGUCAUCGGAGCCUCCAGUGACCCGCAUCUCCGAGAAGGACAACUCAUGGUUGUACACCCUGGACCCCAUCCUGGUCACCAUCAUUGUCAUGAGCUCCCUGGGCGUCCUGCUCGGGGCGGUCUGCGCCGGCCUCCUCCUCUACUGCACCUGCUCGUACAGCGGCCUGUCGUCACGCUCCUCCACCACCCUGGAGAACUACAACUUUGAACUGUACGACGGCCUCAAGCACAAGGUCAAACUGAACCAACAGCGCUGCUGCACCGAGGCGUGAGGAGGUCGAGAGCGUGAGAGAGGGAAAUACAAAAGGGGGACGGAACGAGAGCGACGGCCAUUUUGUGAAAACCUCUCACUAUUUAAUUUCCCUCCAGUUCACUUUAGUGUCAGUUUACUUCCUCUGUGGUGCAGAUCCCUGGACACACGGACAAGCCACUUUUUUAACUCAAAUGAGAACUCGGAAGACGUGGAACAGUCCAGUGUAGGUCGGUUUGUGGUGAACGAACCAAUGAGAGAAAGACUGGGGUUACCCAGAUGGGUUGCUCCAUUGCUGGGAUGUUAGGCCUCAAAAAAUAAAUAUCUACACAUAUCAAUUACAGACUCCUGCUCCACCAAAAGAGAAGUGUUUAUAAAUGCAUCAUAGAUUUGUAAGAGGUCUAGUUUUGAAACUGGAUACUGUAAGCUACAUACUGAGUCAGAACACAUUGUGUUGGAAAGGUGGUAGGUUAGGAACGUGCUUAUAGAAAGCGUCUUUUUUGAUCACAUGUGAACACAGUGGCCUAGAACUUAGCUCCCUUGUGUGGCCCAGUGGUUUUUUUUUCUGUUCCGUCGUAAACUCUGCUACCUAUCAGCCUCAGUUAUCCUCUUAGUUCCUGACAGUCUGUGGUAUUUUUAGUCGCCGACGACAUCCAUCCAGCUUGUCUUUCUACUCGGCCACUCUCUUUCUGUUUAAUGUUUUCGUUCUGGCCUAUUGCCAGUCUGCGAUUGCAGAUUAAAAAAACAGGCGGAGAAAGUGUAUGUGUGUGUAGAGGUGGGGAGGUGGGGGG
Molecule: messenger RNA, 4283 nt
Organism: Morone saxatilis (striped sea-bass)
Lineage: Eukaryota; Metazoa; Chordata; Actinopteri; Moronidae
Gene: nrp2a
Product: neuropilin 2a
Exons: 18
Coding region: 770-3514 (914 amino acids)
Biological process (GO): angiogenesis; axon guidance; vascular endothelial growth factor signaling pathway
Cellular component (GO): membrane
Molecular function (GO): vascular endothelial growth factor receptor activity; semaphorin receptor activity
Source: RefSeq, a predicted model, not a curated record